CUUUCAGACCAACCACAUGGAAACCGUCACCGUGGAGGAAGGCCAGACACUCACUCUAAAGUGUGUCAUUUCUCAGGCGGAGACCACCUCCCUGCAGUGGCUGGCCCCGUCAGGCUUCACCAUUUUCUUCAGUGAGCAUUCCGGUUUAAAAAAUUCCAAAUACCAGCUUCUUCAUUACUCCUCCAAUCAGCUCUCCAUCAGGGUGCUGAAUGUAACACAGCAAGAUGAAGGCGUGUACAAGUGUCUGCAUUACGGCAGCUCCGUGAGAACAAAGGAAGUGAAAGUGAUGGUGUUAGCAACUCCUGCCAAGCCAGCCUUGGAAGUUUCCGUUAGAAUGCAAAAUGGAGAACAUGUCCUACUGAAAUGCUCCACUGUGAGAAGUAAGCCCCCUCCACGGAUAACCUGGCUCUUAGGGGAUGACAUGGAGAUCCAAGGUGAAACCCACCAUGAAUAUGAAACUGAUGGGAAGAAGUGUAAUAGCACCAGCACACUCAGAGUCCACACAUAUGGCAAAAACUCAACAGCGAGCUGCAUCGUCCGACACAAAGGCCUGCAAGGAAGAAAACUGGUAGCCCCUUACCGGUUUGAAGAUUUGGUUACUGAUCAAGAGACAGUUUCAGCUGCCCUGGAGACAAGCUCUCCAUCCUCUCAAGACCCUCAGCAGUCCACUAGUACCGUUGCAGUAAUGGAAGAUUCUAGUACCUCAGAGAUUGACAAGGAAGAGGAAGAACAAACCACUCAAGUCACUCACUUGGCCACUGAAGUGAAUCGUCAGUUUGUGGGACUGACGAGGAAGAAGAGCGGCAUCCUGCUACUGAGCCUUGUCUCCUUCCUCAUUUUCAUUCUCUUCAUCAUCGUCCAGCUCUUCAUCAUGAAGAUUCGGAAAGCACAUGUCAUAUGGAAAAAAGAAAAUGAAAUUUCAGAGCACACUCUAGAAAGUUACAGAUCGAGGUCAAAUAAUGAAGAAACAUCAUCCCAAGAGAAUAAUAGCCAAACUUCCCGCUCUAAGAGCUGCAUGAACUACAUCACACAGUUGUACUCAGAGGCAAAAACAAAGACGAAGGAAAAGGCACAACCUUCAAAAUUCAAAGGAGAGCUCACUUAUAUACCAGAGAGCAUUGUGUAGCGCUCAUUGCAACAGGAAAUAGGAUUUCAGGGCAGCCUCAUCAUCACCUCAGUGGAGCAGCCUGUGGGAAGGAGCAUAAUUACCAUCACAUGAAAAACAAAAAAAAAGUACUGUGAGUGCAAUGCAAGAUGGUGUCCUCCAAGUGUAAUCUGCCCCGGACUCAGAGCAACAAAUGAGGACUAACCCAUGGACAUAAAGCUUUGUAGUUAAAAAAAAAAAGAAAAAGAAGAGAAAGAACCUAUUAUGGCUGAUACUACUUCAGAGCAGGAGAAUUCUACUAAACUUUGGGAUCAGGGUCAAUGUGACCAGCUAACAUCUUACUGUAAAGGGAACAGGAGAUAUUAGAUGCUGGGCUCUAGUGGAACUAUUUUUUAAAAUAUUUUUUUGUCUUUCUUUCUGGUUUCCAAAAAAAGAACUUCGGGAUGAAAAGGACCCAAAGAAGGUCUCUAAUCCUAGGAGCUUACUUCCAAGAUGCACUUUAAGAAGCUGUAACCAGCCCAUUCCCUGUCUGGGAGAAGUGAUGCAAAACAAUGAGUGAGUCAGAUAAGCACGAAGGUCCCAAGGCUGAUGCCCCAGGACACAAGUGCUAGUUCAAGGCAGACCCAAAGUUUCCAUUUUCUUCUAAUUGUCUUGCUAAAUCACAAGAGUUGACCUGGUAGACAAUGUUUUUACCAGGACACUUCAUUACAAAAACACAUACAAAAGAAAAUAGUGAGUUGAAUUUCCCGAUUACUGACCUAAUAGAUGCUUUUUAAAAAUUAUUUAAUAAAGAGCAGAAUAUGUAUUUGUGUUUCUAGUGGUUGUUCCAAGUCGUACUUCCUCCCUUCACUUUCACGUGUGAAAGUGACAUGUGACAUGUCUUUCCCCCCCCCAACAUUUAUGACAUUUCUCAUUCUUUGGACCUGAAUAAACUAAUUCUAAAAUAAUACCACCUGCCCCACCCCCAUUGCUCUACCACACACAUAAAAAUUAUGAGUUUGU
Molecule: messenger RNA, 2107 nt
Organism: Orcinus orca (killer whale)
Lineage: Eukaryota; Metazoa; Chordata; Mammalia; Artiodactyla; Delphinidae
Gene: CRTAM
Product: cytotoxic and regulatory T cell molecule
Exons: 9
Coding region: 17-1126 (369 amino acids)
Biological process (GO): cell recognition; positive regulation of natural killer cell mediated cytotoxicity directed against tumor cell target; detection of tumor cell
Cellular component (GO): plasma membrane
Molecular function (GO): signaling receptor binding
Source: RefSeq, a predicted model, not a curated record